Molecule: messenger RNA, 1823 nt
Organism: Xiphophorus maculatus (southern platyfish)
Lineage: Eukaryota; Metazoa; Chordata; Actinopteri; Cyprinodontiformes; Poeciliidae
Product: E3 ubiquitin-protein ligase TRIM32-like
Exons: 3
Coding region: 1-1374 (457 amino acids)
Biological process (GO): proteasome-mediated ubiquitin-dependent protein catabolic process; negative regulation of translation; protein polyubiquitination
Molecular function (GO): ubiquitin protein ligase activity; translation repressor activity; protein binding
Source: RefSeq, a predicted model, not a curated record
AUGUUUGUGGGAACCCCUCUCGAUAGCAGUUCAACCUGUCCCGUCCAAGCAAACGGUCCAGACCCCAAAAGUCCAGAUUCUCAGUCAGAUGGUCCUUCAUCUUCUUCUCCACAUCAUUCGCCUCCCUGCUGGGCAACCCAGGCUCAGAGCGACCUCGCCCAGGCCCGGGAGGAGUUACGUCAGAUUCAGCUACGUCGUGCAACUGAGAUUGAGACGGUUAAGCGGGGCGUAGAACGGGCGAUCCUCGGAGCACGCAGAGAAGAGAAGCGUCUGCUGGAGAGGGUGGAGCAGGACCAUAGGGACACUCAGCAACGUUUGGAACAAGUUGAGAGAGAGAACAUGGCAGCUGCCAGGGUGAGUCAGUCUCUGUUGGAGCAAAGGUCAGUGUCAAUGUCAGUCAUAGAUGGUUCCUCUCAAGAACACAAGAGAGGCAGAGAGGAGAGAGGAGAGACAGCCCUGGUGGAGUUGGAGGAAGAGGUCGAUCCAUUGCUCAUGGAAAUCACUGCAAGCGGUGUUCAGCUCAUGGGGCAGUUUGGGAGGCAAGGUUCAGGCCGGGCUGAUCUUACCCUGCCAAGUGGUAUCCAUGCCACAUCACAGGGGCAGCUCUUUAUAGUUGACUGCGGAAAUGCACGUGUCCAGGUGACUGACCCUCAGGGGAAUGUCCUUCAGCAAGUAAGUUCACCAAACAUCAGUGGCUCCUCCAGAAGAUGCCGUAACUACUUUGACAUUGCCGUCAAUGCCAAGGGUCUAAUCGCCUUAAGCUGUGCUGCAGAAAGAGCUUUGCUUGUGUUCAGCCGACAUGGUCGCCUGCUCCAGACUUUUGGAGGAUCUACGUUGGGCACUGCAAAGGAUGAGCUAGAAGCUCCCCGAGGGGUGGCUGUAACUAGACUAGAUGAAUUCUUGGUAGCUGAUAUCAGAAAAGGUACCCUCAUCGCCCUGAAGCUUGACCCUAAAACGGGCUCCAGGCUCGAACGCACAGUGGUGACCGGAUUCCACAGGCCUUACUUGGUGGCAACCUGCUUGAGCUCAGGCAUGGUAGCAGUGUCCGAAAGGGGCAAUGAAACAGGACGAGUGCCUUGCAUCAAAGUUCUGGAGCCAAGCUGGAACACAGUGAGAGUUCUUGGCGUAUGUGCUGGCAUGGGACCAGUCCUCACAUCUCCCUGGGGCAUAUGCAUCGACAAAGACAGCAAUAUCUUAGUUGCAGACUGGGGAGAGCAGCACAGAAUUGUGUUGUACUCUGCUCAAGGCGUGGGCUGGCCCAUCGUACGCCAGGGAUUGAGCAGCCCACGCGGCCUGACCUUAUUACCAGACGGGCAACUAGCCGUGUCCGACAGCAUGCACCAUUGCAUUAAGAUUUACAAUUAUAAAGGGUGACAUGACUAAAUUGACCUUAUUUACAUUUAAGGAGAAGGUUUGACAAACUGGUGAGGUAAACACUGGUAUCUAGAACUUGUAUUAAAAUAAUAAAAACAAUCUAGUUCAUCUUACCGCUGAUGUGGUAAUGGUCAGAUAUGUCUGUAAGGAUGAUACAUCCUAUCAGUUUGACGAUGAUACAGUAUAAUUUUGAGUUUGCAGUAGCUGGAAGACACAUUUGGUUGCCUUUGUAAGUCCAAGGGUAUCCUUAAAAAAAGAAGCAAUAUAAACCUGUAAAGAUUCAAAACACUGCCUAGCAUGUGUUAAGGUUAUCUACCAUUGGUAUUUUAGUUUGUCUUUAUUUUGUUGUUUGCUGUGUGGCUUUUACAAUCGAGAGGCGUUACAUCAUUUGUAGUACAGUGAACCGUCGCUAUAUCGCGGUUCACCUUUCACGGUCUCGCUGCUUCACG